UGGUUGUGGGCAAAUCUGCAGUUGAGCUCAAAACUCGCUUGAGGCGAGUGGAACACUCUCUGUCUCCCUUGGACUAGAAACUUGUUUUUAUUUCGAACACAGAAGAGAGUCAACCAGCGUGAUUUUAGAAGUGGAUCUUCUUCUGGCACAGAACGAAACGACCAUAGCAGGGUGGAAUUUCCCUGUCAAAUAAAUCUCGAGACUUUGUUCAAACCAUGCAAGAUGACAACCAACCUCUGUUCCUCGAAUUCAAUGUAGAUGUCAAAUAUUGAGAUUCUGGAAACAAUCACGCUUAUCGUCUCUCAAUCAUUGAUACGUACUAGUUUAGUUUUCCAUUGAGAACCAUGACUGAAACCCACACUUGGCACAUAUCCAAUCAUGCCAGGCCCACUUUCUGCAAUGUCUGCAGAGAAACCCUGUCUGGGGUGACCUCUCAUGGUUUGAGUUGUGGGAUUUGCAAGCUCAAGGCUCACAAAUCUUGUGUUGCCAAUAUUCUGACGGUGUGCAAAUGGUCCACACUCGACACGGUCGAUCCCAAAUGCAUCACAGAGGAUCAGUCAGGGAAACAGAUGCACCACCAGUGGGUCGAAGGCAAUCUCCCGGUGUCCUCGAAAUGUGUGGUGUGUGACAAGAAUUGCGGAUCUGUGCUUCGUCUUCAGGAUUGGAGAUGUCUUUGGUGUCGUGCCACCGUCCACACCACGUGUCGAUCCAGUUAUAUUCAACAUUGUUCUUUGGGACCAACUCGACACGCCACUGUCCCACCCACCAAACUCAUCAAAUAUCCAGAUGGAACCUGGAAAGUCCAAUUGCCAUUACCUGGAUCACCCUUGGUGGUCUUUGUCAAUUCCAAAUCUGGUGAUGGGCAUGGUGAUCGCUUUCUUCGACGCUUCCGACAGAUUCUCAAUCCCAGUCAAGUCUUUGAUUUAUCUAAUGGGGGACCAACAUUUGGGCUAGAAGUCUUUCGAGGAUUAGCCCCGUUACGCUUAUUGAUCUGUGGCGGUGAUGGAUCCAUUGGUUGGGUCUUGAAAGAAAUUGAUAAUCUGCAAAUGAAGGCUGAGAGUGUCUGUGUAAGUGUGUUACCCUUGGGGACGGGGAAUGACCUGGCUCGCGUGUGUGGCUGGGGAGCGGCCAUUGAGGACGACGUGAAUCUGGUCAACCUUCUGGAAAAAUACGACGUGGGCUCGCCCAGGCUUCUGGAUAGAUGGAGCAUCAUGUCCGUGAAAUCACGGGCUUCCAUCUCGGAAGUGGCUCUCAGAGAGGCUCCCUCUAUUAGCGAACACCAAAACGCAUUGGGCGAACAGGUGGGAGACAUGAAAACCCGACUGAAUGACUUCCUCAACUCCAGUGGCUCUGAAGAAAUGGAGGAUUAUUUGGACGAGUUGCAGAGAGAAUUCUUUGUGCUUCAAAAGAUCUUGAGUGACGUCACGAAUUCGUCCGAGGAAAAAACAGAACUGUUUGGUGUUGCCAAUGAAACCUCAGAUCUGUUGGAAGACAUGGCAGCCAGCAUGGCCUCCAGAAAGGGCUCCAUUUCAACUGACAGCAUCGAAAAGGAUGAGGAUUCGAAUGUCAGUUACUCCAGGAACCCCGAGUCCAUGACGUCGGGAUCCUUGGUCAAAUUAGACAGCGAGUUCGCUUCCUCAACUGGAGAUUUGUACACCGGUCCGACCACUUCAAUCACACCUUCAACGUUCUCGAUGAAAGUCCCCCGGAGAUUGACCAAACAAACUGCUCUUGAUGUAAAUAAGAGCUUAAAGUCAUUGCUAAUGGAUUUAAAGACGAAAUUAGAACGACUUGAGCAGCUUUUAUUGGCUGCUGAUACGGAAGAGGAAGGUGCCGAUGAUGACCAAAAGCAAGCAGAAAAGGACCCCAUCAUACUUGUCACAGCGCCCUCUACGGAAAGCGAAGAGGACGACUACAGAAAGCAAGCUGUAUUCCCAGGUUCUGGUGGCAAGCUAUUCCAAACCAACAAUCUGCCAAGUCCCAUAAAGAAUGUUUUCUCCAAUUUCGGCAAAUCAGAAGGGGACAAAGCCCUAAGAUCCCCAAGCCAAGAUGAGCCUGGCUUUGAUCCCUCAUUGACAACAAGUUUUCCAUUUCCUCCCAUAAAGAUACCCGUCUGUGUUGCUUCAGUGAACUUGGAUGAUGUGCCUGGACAAGAGCCUCCAGUCUUACAAUUGGAGCCUACCCCCAGUAUUAAAUGCAAAAGAAAGCAAAGCAAUCAAUCUGACUUAGAUAAAGAGGACAAUCUGUCUGGAAAGUUAUCCAUGUCCUCCGUUACCUUAGAUUCCAUAUCUUCCAGCUCAUCUUCUUCAUCCGAAGAGGAUGAAGAGACAACAACAAGGCAAUCAAUAAAACGUCGCCCUGGGAGUCUUGUUCCAUGUUCACAGAACAAUAGCAAUAAACCGGUAGAAGUUCAACCUAUCCUCACAGCUGAUGAACAGCCUCAGAGUCAAGGAGGGGCUGAUCUUUUGUCUAUAUCACCCUUGCCUAGCCCAGGGUCAAGGCAUGGCAGCAUCUUUGUGGCAGCUGCAGAUCUUGGAGCGCCUUCGGAGUUCUCCGAUGGACUUCCAGUUUUGCGAAGGGCCACUUCCCAGAACAUGGCGGAUGAAGAUGAUGCUUUUGAAGCCAAGGAUUUGGCCACUGCUCAAGCCGAGUCAGCUGCAGCUGCACAAGCAACGCUUGACACCUUAUCACCACCGUCUUCAAUGACAGAUGGCGUCCCAACCAGAAGCAGAAGUCGAUUGUCGAGUCGUUUGUCCUCUGUUCCUGAAGACUCGACUGUGGAAAAAGGACCAUCACAAGCUUCGGAAUCAUCUGCUGGAGGCGCCACCGUGAUUCAAAAUGAAGACAGUGUCACCUCCAUCGAAUGUGACUACGAAUAUAAAGAACAAACAAUGGCUCGGCGACCUUCAGGAAGUAGAAGAUUAUCUGUCGGGGCCAUGGUGAGUCUAUCAACCUUGAGAUCGGAAACAGGGUCGAGAUUGAGCAACAAGACGAUUCCACUCAUCAAUCCUUUGGUGAAGAAUCCCAAUUGGCCAAACUUGGAUCACAGUUCUAGCCGGGGAUUAAUAUCCAUGGUGGUUUUGGCCUCUGCCGAUGCUCUUUGUGCCCCGGUCACACCCAUUAUGGAUUGGACACCGCCACCAGACAAAAUGGAGGAAAUUAGUGUGAUGAACAACUAUUUUGGAAUCGGUAUCGAUGCAAAGAUUAGUUUGGAUUUCCACAACAAACGCGAAGAGUCUUCCAAAUCCAGAUCCCGGACCAAAAACCUAAUGUGGUAUGGAGUUUUGGGCAGUCGGGAACUGGUUCAAAAAACCUACAAGAACCUAGAGAAACGAGUUAUUUUGGAAUGCGAUGGCGAGGCCAUCCCCUUACCCUCUCUACAAGGCAUUGUUGUGCUGAAUAUCCAGAGUUUCAUGGGGGGAACCAAUUUUUGGGGCAGUGCCAAAGAGGACAACAUCUUCCUUCCACCCAGCUUCGAUGAUGGAAUUCUUGAAGUUGUUGCUGUUUUUGGCUCCAUUCAUAUGGGCGCCUCUCGAAUUAUGAAUCUCCAACGUCACCGAAUCGCUCAAUGUCGAAGCGUUGUAAUCCGCAUCUUAGGUAACGAAGGGGUCCCCGUUCAGGUGGAUGGAGAGGCUUGGGUCCAUCCCCCGGGUAUCAUACGCAUUCUGCACAAAAACCGGGUCCAGUUGAUCUGCCGUGAUCGGACCAUGGAGCAACAAGUGAGAUCGGGUAGCAAUGCUCGGGGCUGGUAUCGUGAGCAUGCUCAUCCUGUACUUCUUCCCCUUGAUGAGGAGGAAAUGCAUCUCUUGCGAUCUCUGGUGGGGGCUGCCAGACAACUCCUGCACUAUUUGAUGCUUCUUCACCAUGCUCUAGAUGGGCGAGAAGGGCGAGAUCUGGCGUCAUUGGCCAAUAUUCUCCAAGAAUCCAUGGCCACGAUACCAUGCGACAAUGUUGUGAGUCUUCCUGCCGCCGAAUCAAGGCGACGUGCCGCUCUUUUCGUGAAUCAUUUGCGGAACUGCAUUGCAUCUUGUAAAAGGACUUUAGUAGAGAACUUGCAAGAGGCUCAAUCCGAUGUGGCUGGCAAACUAAGCCAGAGCAUUUAUUGGGUGGAGUCGAUCUUGAGCAAAUGUCACGAAGAAGGGGACCUUUUGUUCUUCACUAUCCGAACGGAUUCCAGUCAUGAUUCUGGUCGUCGAUCUUCGUGGUUUCGAUCGCUUCCACUUUUUGGUCGCAACAGCCAGCAGUCCUCGAGUGCAUCAUAUGGUGGCAUUGGAAUGCCAGGCUUAGGUGGAAUGACAAGCCAUGGAUUAUCCUCAGCUGCCACAGCUUCCUCGGGCAAAAAAUCUAGUAACUGUUUGGUAGAGGUGGUGCUCCAAUGGUCACCCCAAGAUGUCACCCAAUGGCUGGAGUCCAUUGGCCUUCCCAUGUACUCGCACGCAUUCCUGGAGCACGAAAUUAGUGGAACUGAGCUCAUGUCUUUGGAGAGGAGGGAUUUCAAAGACGUUGGAGUGAGCAAGGUUGGGCAUAUCAAGCGGCUACAACACAGUAUUAAGGACAUCCAACACGGGAAACUUCCUCCAAGGCUUCUUCAAAGCUCAUGCAUGGCCUCCACCAACCCACCCCUAUCAGACCCCAACCUUGACCCUAUUCAAGGGGUCCCAGUCACCAUUUCUGCGUCAGGAAUCCCCAUUGCUACAACCAACCUUCCAGGAUCAGGUCUGGGUUGCGGGUUCUCUACCAUAGUACCUACCACAAAAUACAACUAAGCAAGACUUAACUAUUCGCCUCUAGAUAUUCUGUUUUGAACAUCUCUUUUUUCCGUAUCUACCGCCCUGGAAUAAACUUACCAUCCCU
This is a messenger RNA of Tigriopus californicus, 4854 nucleotides long. RefSeq names its product diacylglycerol kinase eta-like. NCBI's taxonomy places the organism in Eukaryota, Metazoa, Arthropoda, Copepoda, Harpacticoida, Harpacticidae. Gene Ontology annotation, biological process: lipid phosphorylation; diacylglycerol metabolic process; intracellular signal transduction. The coding region runs from base 345 to 4766 and encodes 1473 amino acids. The record is from RefSeq and is a predicted model, not a curated record. The transcript has 23 exons. Gene Ontology annotation, molecular function: protein binding; ATP-dependent diacylglycerol kinase activity.